Messenger RNA from Salvia hispanica, 585 nucleotides. Its product is annotated as putative proteasome inhibitor. The record is from RefSeq and is a predicted model, not a curated record. Gene Ontology annotation, biological process: proteasome-mediated ubiquitin-dependent protein catabolic process. NCBI's taxonomy places the organism in Eukaryota, Viridiplantae, Streptophyta, Magnoliopsida, Lamiales, Lamiaceae. Gene Ontology annotation, molecular function: endopeptidase inhibitor activity; proteasome binding.
AUGGCUACUGAGCAGUCGAUUUUGGCAGUGAUACGGGCGGCGCGGCCUCAAUUCCGCACCGCCUUUGAUAAGGCAGCGUACACCGUCCACUCGUCCUUUGUUGCCACCGGAUACGUCCUCCACGCCACCGGUCCUCCUGCUUUCAUCGACGACGCUCUUUCCGUAUCCUGCGAAGAUGAAGUUGGGAUGGAUGGUUGGAACGAUGUCGAACAUAAGUAUGCCUCCGUAUACUCGAAGGGUUCAAAAAAGGUGCUCGUGAAGUGCCUUGUGAUGAAUGAUAAAUUGAUCGUUGAUGUUCUCAAGGAAGGAGGCUCCGAGCCUCUGCAUGUUGAAUUGGAUGCUGGUGAAUAUGUCCAAGAGGAUGCCGGGAGCAAUUAUGGUUCGCAGUUCAAGAAUCUGUGGAAGCUAGUGGAGAAUAUUAACAAGGAAGUUUUAAACAAACUGGAUGCUGCAUCUAGAAAUCCACCAAGAUCUGGAGGAGGGUUACAUCCAGACUUGGAGCACUUCCAUAAUGGCUCGGAUACGGUCAACGGAUGGAGAGUCUACAGCCGAGGAAAUAGAGGAGUAGUUUGGCCGGAAAUUUAA